ACAGUUUGUACAGAGAUCAGAAAAAUGCCUGUAGACGUACCUGACAAAGAAGUGCAAGCCAUCUAUGAUUUGGCUUUGGAAGUUGCCAGGAAAGCUGGAGUUCUCAUAAGAGAGGCUUUUGUCAAAGAGAAGUCAGUUGAAACCAAAGACAGUGAAGCUGACCUGGUGACAGAAACAGACCAAGCUGUUGAGAAAUUUGUGCAUGACAUGAUUAAGGCGAAAUACCCAGACCAUAAGUUUAUCGGAGAGGAAACCUUUGCAGAGACAGGACAAAAGUGUGAGCUCACAGACGAGCCAACGUGGAUCAUCGACCCUAUUGAUGGAACCACCAACUUUGUGCACAGAGUUCAAGAGGUGUCAUUCUCCCUGGGUGUUACCAUCAAUAAGAAGCCUGUGAUAGGUAUAGUGUAUGCACCGGUCAAGGAGGAAAUGUUCACCGCUCGCCUGGGACAGGGGGCCUUCUGCAAUGACCAGCGGCUCAAAGCUAACUCUAUCACAGAGUUGAAAAAGUCCCUGGGCAUUGUAGAGGGAGGCAGUGCUAGAGACCCAGCUGUGGUUCAGGACAAGAUAACGAAUAUACAUUCCAUCCUGAAGAAUUGCCAUGGGUUCCGAGCGUACGGAUCAUGUGCUAUUAACUUAUGCCACGUAGCAGCUGGUCGCGGAGACUUCUAUGUGGAGUACGGGGUGCACAUUUGGGACUUUAUAGCCGGCGUGUUGAUAGCUCAAGAAGCUGGGGCUUCUGUGUGCGAUCCUGAGGGUGGUGAACUCAGUCUUCUGCGGCGUCGGUUGCUGUGCGCAUGUACUCCAGAGCUCAUAGUUCAAAUCCCUCCCAUCCUUACACACCUGGACAUGGGCUCUGACUAGUUCGUCCAUGUCGUAAGAAUAUUAUCUUUAGUGUUUUCGUGGUACGAGGGAGAAUUAACCUAUUAUUUAAAGGAGUAUAUAACAUGUGCCUGGUGCUAUAGGUUCUUAAUGAAGUUUUCACUUCAUUUACCAUUAAAGUCAUUUGAUUUUUACAUUUUUGGUGUUUAUUUCUGUCCAGAUAGUUUAUAAUCAAGAACUUUUUUUUUAUAUAGUUGUUUACUUUCUCUUGCCCCUCUUUCAAAGUCGGUCACAUUACAGGCAUUGAAUGGAAUGAGUAGGGAGUUGACCAAAGUGUGUAGGACUGCUUUUUGACCUUACAAGAAAUUUUGUCUUGUAUCAUAUUUUGCUUUGUUAAUGCCCUCAAAAUGUACAUAUAUACAUCUGGAGGAUUGUUUAGUAUUAUGUCUACAGAUAGGACAGAAUUGAUGUCAUCAUUUAUAUUCAAGACAUGAAAAUAUUUUAAAACCUCUGCAUAUGUGAACACCUGAGUUGAAAAAAGUUUCCUCAGCUCACUGGUAUUUCUACUUUGUAGAAAACAUGAGACAGUAAAUCAGGAGGAGGUCCAUAGAUUAUUUUGAAUUGUGUAGAAUUAGACAUCAACAGCAAUGUUUUUUUAAUGCUUGAAAUAGGUCAAGUAUACUAAUUUGCGUCUUUGAUUUACUUUCUUUAUUUAUGAUUUUUUGUGUUUAAUGAAAUUGGUUAUUAGACUGCAUAAGAUGAAAACUUUCUGCCAUACACUAGACUUUGAAAAAAACCUAGAGAAUUGAGAGCAUGAAUAUAUAAAUCUGAAUGAACUGAAUGUUUGCCUGCUUUCAAAGCAUGAGUAUACAUAUCGAGGCUCAACAAAUUACUUUUUUUUAAAUGAGAUAUAUGAAACCCCUCAUGAUUAGUGCUAUCUUAUUUUAUGAUAAUAAUAAUAAUAGAUUAUAGGUAGCUUUUGCCAUACCCAAAUUCCCCCUCAACAAGUCUAUGCUCUUUACAAUCUACAUUACCUCAGCAGACUUGAUGGCAUUCUGAAGCAAUCUCAACUUCCUGGAUGGCAAACAUUUCAGAACACUGUUCCAGCCCUGAGCGUUGCUUGUGCAGAGUUUGCACUCUAUUUAUUGCAUUUCUUUCCCUUAACUCUUUUUUUCCAUGGGGAGUAAACCCACUAUGGCGGGCCCCUUCUUUGGUACUAAAUCUGAAAACGACAAAAAUGUCAUGAAAUGGGUCAUUAAAUCAAAACAAGUCAACCUAUUUUGAUAGUUCCUCAUCUAAUGAAUGGACUCUCGAUAAAAGAGACCUGUUUUCGGCAUUUGCCGAAAAGUAAUUUGAUGUCGAAGUUGUCUCAAAGGAAUGUGCCUGAGCCACUGUCAGCAGCUCACCGGCGCAACAGUUCCGACCUGGAGCUGCUGAGAGCUUUUUCAUGAGAUUAUAGAGUUAAUGAUUUACUUUGUAUGCAACACUUUAUAAAAAGAUCCUUGAGAAGUACUUGGGGAAAUAGUAUUUCUGGGCAAACCCACACCUGAUUUGAAAUUACAAAUAUUUAUUGAAGAUAUUUUUGUCAUAGUGCUUUUUUAAAUACUGGCUGAAGGUGUUUGAAAUGUUCUGUACUUUUAUUGAGUAUGUAUAUGAGUAUUGUGUAAGUGUUUUUUUUCCAAUGUGGCAUGCAUUUCUAAUUCUUUACAAUGGGAUCUCUUGUUCUGUCAUGAGAAUGAAUUUUGUCCCUCUGAAUGUGUCGGGAUUGUUUUGUUUUAAUUUUUGUUUUUUAGUUCCAGUGGCAAGACACUUUUGAAGCAAGGGUAACUGUAAAUGAAGUCGAGAAUUUUUAAUGCCACUGAUCUGCCAAGUAGGCUACUCUGAUAAUGUUGGAGCUCCUCGAUUUUUUUUUGUCUGUUGAAGAACCCGAAUUGUAUCUGCUUUCCAAUGGUGGUAGGCGACUUACUGCUAAUGACAUGAAAAUACAAUGAUUUAUUUGCAAUAUUUGCGCGACUUAUAUCUUAAAUCACUUGAAAAUUAACAUUUUUAUUUGCAUUUGUUUACGAUACACAUUUAUUUUCCUUUAUCAGUUCGUUGCAUAAUAUUCUUAAGCUUCUUUUAUCUGGUUUCAUCUGAAGAAACAAAUUUUUUGUUAAUGAGGAUCCUGGGGGAAACUUUUAUUUUUAGCCAUGGAGUAGUGGGUAGACCUGUUACAAAUGUGAGUAGCAGGUUUUUUUCACAGGUCUUCUUUUUGACGAAUGACCCAGUGUGAUGCUUAGAUGAUAAUUCAAAUGAUUAACUCCUUCGGGACGCAUCGGACGUACAUCCGAUAGCAUUUCUCAACCGCUGUGGCCGCACAAAUGAAGGUAUUCCAAGUAACAAACUUUUGUUUGACAUUGCUAAGUCAUAUUUUAUUUUGUGUUUAUUUUCUCUUGAACUUGAACGUACAGCGUCGGUUUUUGUAAUUUUCUGUGGCGAUUUAUGAGGGCAUUCGAGGCAACAAAGAACACGGAUCUUCGAGGAGUACCAUAUAAAGAAGGACUAUUCAUAGUAACUGGAACUAUUUCUUCACAGUAUUUGGACUGUAAAUUGUGUUGUGAUUUGUUUUUAGCUGCAUUAUAGUUGUGUUGUAACUUUAUCUUGUUUAUUUCUGCAUUUUUUCACAGUCAACUUAGAGGGAAAAAAAACAGUUUUGUUUUGUUUGAUGCACCAUUUUUGUAGGGGUCCUGGCAAGUUUAGGAAUAUAUCCAGGCAAAUUGGGUUAGAUCUAAAGCAAAGUCUAAAUGUUGAAUGUGUAGAUAGUAAAAACAGACUUUAAAAAUGUCGAAAAGGAAAAAAAUGGCAGACUUUCAAAGUUGACCCAAAAUUGUGCGUCUCUGGGUGCAAAGCUGGUCCUAAACCUGCGUCCCGAAUGAAUUAAGGGAACUUAUGCUGUUCUAUACUUUACCCUUGUCACAGACCUCAAAUUAUUGGAUUUCAAAUCAUAUGAAUAUAGUCUUCAAGUGCUGGUUCUGAAAGAAACAUCAGCAAUCAUGGAUUGCCAUUCCUCUUCACUGAGAGGCUCUAAAAAAUCUUUAAUAUCUUGGCAUUUUCCUGUCAGCUAUUUUUUCUAGUUUUUCGAGUUCAAGUUCUGUAAGUAAGAAGAGUAAGAUAUACAACUAAAAUAAAGCCGUCCAAUCUUU
This is a messenger RNA of Aplysia californica (California sea hare), 4004 nucleotides long. Its product is annotated as inositol monophosphatase 2. Gene Ontology annotation, biological process: phosphatidylinositol phosphate biosynthetic process; inositol metabolic process; signal transduction. The record is from RefSeq and is a predicted model, not a curated record. Lineage: Eukaryota; Metazoa; Mollusca; Gastropoda; Aplysiida; Aplysiidae. Gene Ontology annotation, molecular function: inositol monophosphate 1-phosphatase activity.